Messenger RNA from Nothoprocta perdicaria, 1132 nucleotides. RefSeq names its product developmentally regulated GTP binding protein 1 (gene DRG1). The record is from RefSeq and is a predicted model, not a curated record. The coding region runs from base 12 to 1115 and encodes 367 amino acids. Gene Ontology annotation, molecular function: GTP binding; GTPase activity. Gene Ontology annotation, cellular component: cytoplasm. Lineage: Eukaryota; Metazoa; Chordata; Aves; Tinamiformes; Tinamidae. The transcript is spliced from 9 exons. Gene Ontology annotation, biological process: cytoplasmic translation.
GCGGCGGCGCCAUGAGCGGCACCCUGGCGAAGAUCGCGGAGAUAGAGGCCGAGAUGGCGCGCACGCAGAAGAACAAGGCCACGGCGCAUCACCUGGGGCUGCUCAAGGCCCGCCUGGCCAAGCUGCGCCGCGAGCUCAUCACCCCCAAGGGCGGCGGCGGCGGCGGCCCCGGCGAAGGUUUUGACGUUGCGAAGACAGGCGAUGCCCGCAUUGGGUUUGUGGGGUUUCCAUCGGUGGGGAAGUCCACUCUCCUAAGCAAUCUGGCCGGCGUGUACUCCGAGGUGGCGGCCUACGAGUUCACCACGCUGACAACCGUGCCCGGCGUCAUUAGGUACAAGGGAGCGAAGAUACAGCUUCUUGAUCUCCCAGGAAUAAUUGAAGGCGCCAAGGAUGGGAAAGGCAGAGGACGACAAGUCAUUGCAGUUGCCCGAACCUGUAACCUCAUUCUAAUUGUUCUGGAUGUGUUGAAACCGCUUGGGCACAAGAAAAUUAUUGAGAAUGAACUGGAGGGAUUUGGGAUACGCCUGAAUAGUAAGCCCCCCAAUAUUGGCUUCAAAAAAAAGGAUAAAGGUGGCAUUAACCUUACUGCCACGUGCCCUCAGAGUGAGCUGGAUACCGAAACAGUGAAGAGCAUCUUGGCAGAGUAUAAAAUUCACAACGCCGACGUGACGCUGCGCAGCGACGCCACCGCCGACGACCUCAUUGAUGUGGUUGAAGGAAACAGGGUUUAUAUCCCAUGCAUUUAUGUGCUGAAUAAAAUUGACCAGAUUUCCAUCGAGGAACUGGAUAUCAUUUACAAGGUACCCCAUUGCGUCCCAAUAUCUGCUCAUCAUCGCUGGAACUUUGAUGAUUUGCUAGAGAAGAUUUGGGACUACUUGAAGCUCGUACGAAUCUACACCAAACCUAAAGGGCAGCUUCCAGACUACACCUCUCCUGUAGUACUACCUUACUGCAAGACUACCGUAGAGGAUUUUUGCAUGAAGAUCCACAAAAAUCUCAUUAAAGACUUCAAAUAUGCACUGGUCUGGGGUUCAUCUGUUAAACACAACCCUCAGAAAGUUGGCAAAGAUCAUACUCUUGAGGAUGAAGAUGUCAUUCAGAUUGUGAAGAAAUAAAGUUGUUCUCACAAAUA